CGCAAGCACCAUCCGUCUCGCUGGCUCCGACCCGGUCCUCGUUUUCUGCCACUGCUUCAUCGUCGUCACGGGCAACGGCCGCCGCAGCGAUGCUCUGCGUCACCGCCAACGUCUCUCCGCGGUCUAACUCCUUACGCGGUCUACUCCUUCCGCAGUUAAGCUGAACAAUUCUUUUUUGGCCUGCUGGCUUGCACAAGAUGGAAUGUAUUCCUCCGGUGAGUUUUUUUUUUUUUUUUUACUUUGCUUUUCGGCAGCGUUGCUAUCAUGACCAAGGCAUACCAAAAUGUUGAGAGGAAUGAACUGAUUUCGCUCCAGGAGAUCGCUAGCUGUAUGCAUCUUGCGGUAAGCUUUGCAGAGUUUUGGGCGUUCAUGCUUCAUUCGUGUCAGCGUAACCGCUUUUCUAUUGUUUCUGAUAUUUUAAACGUUAGCUAUCAAAUCUCGUAGGACACCAUUACUUGCCUUCGACAGUUUUCAACCAUCUUCUGGUUGGAAAACUUAGCCCAGUAACUAUCCGGUCUUAUUUGAUCCACUUCAUAUGUAGCAUAAGGAACAAGCUGCAUGCUUGAAUUAUUCUUGCAAAUAUUAGCAUGCAUGGUUAUUGUGAUUGUGACUAUCUAAAAGUAUCACAGUCCCUGACCUCGUAUGAGUGUCAUAGCAUAGUAUGAUUACCAUCUUGUGAUUGCAUUGGAAAGCAAUGCCACUGUAUCAUCCAUCUUUUGCACGGGCACACAACAGGCGACCGUUGAAAUAAAUCUUCCAGCCACAGCUCGCCUCGACGUGGGUCUUCCCAAACAGGUUGGCAGUUUUCAUGAAUGUAUUUAAAUGAUGUUAAUAAUUUAUGAUCAAGGUGGUGCCUUGGUGGGCAUGCCGCUUUCUGAAGCGACAGUUUAGGCGCAGCUCUGAGAUGAGAAGACUUUUGCUCACGGCCUCGGCCUUGGGCCUGCCUAAGCCUAACUGAGAUAAGCAAGCAAAGCCAACCAGCAGUGAGUGGUUGGUUGGCCGUUGGAGGCUACGGCGACCGUAUUAACCUUCUCCAGCAGAGCACACAGCCCAAGCAAGCAGAAGCAGCUUACGACCCACGGCGCAUACUGGCUGCCAGACGCAUGCAAUCGCCCCAGCUUCUAUAUAACGCCACACACCACUGCUGCCCAGCUAGCUGAGUACCAAGUGUGUGUGUGUGUGCGCGCUCUCUGUCACUUAUUGUGACUGACUGACCCACCGCCGACGUUCCAUUCCAGCCAUGGAGCUGCUCGCCCUGCUCACCGUACUGCUGCUCGCGCACACCGCGGCAUACCUGGCGUGGCAGGCCGUGUCACGCCGCCGCCGCGCGUGCUGCUACCUGCUGGACUACGCGUGCCACAAGCCCUCCGACGACCGCAAGGUGACCACCGAGACGGCGGGCGCCGUCAUCGAGCGCAACAAGCGGCUGGGCCUCUCCGAGUACCGCUUCCUCCUCAAGGUGAUCGUCAACUCCGGCAUCGGCGAGCACACCUACUGCCCGCGCAACGUGCUGCAGGGCCGGGAGGAGAGCCCCACCCACGGCGACGCGCUGGAGGAGAUGGACGAGUUCUUCGCCGACGCCGUGGCGGGGGUGCUCGCCAGGACGGGCGUGCGCGCGCGCGACGUCGACCUGGUGGUCCUCAACGUGGGCUCCUUCUCCCCGGCGCCGUCCCUGGUGUCCAGGCUCGUGCGCCGCUUCGGCAUGCGGGACGACGUGAUGGCGUACAACCUCUCCGGGAUGGGCUGCAGCGCGGGGCUCGUCGCCGUGGACCUCGCGCGCGGCGUGAUGCUGACGCGGCCGCGCACCAUGGCGCUCGUCGUCACCUCCGAGUCGUGCGCGCCCAACUGGUACGUCGGCACCGACAAGUCCAUGAUGCUCGGCAACUGCCUCUUCCGCUGCGGCGGCGCCGCGGCGCUGCUGACCAACGACCGGGCGUUCCGGGCGCGCGCCAAGAUGGAGCUGCGCUGCCUCGUGCGCGCCAACAUCGGCGCGCACGACGACGCGCACGCCGCCGCCGUGCACCGCGAGGACGCCGACGGCCGCCUCGGCGUCAGCCUCAGCAAGGCGCUGCCCAAGGCCGCCGUGCGCGCCUUCACCGAGAACCUGCAGCGCCUGGCGCCGCGGAUCCUGCCCGCCCGCGAGCUCGCGCGCUUCGCGUCCCGCCUCCUCCUCCGCAAGCUCCUGCCGGCGGGUACCCCGCGCAACAAGCACGCCGGCGGCAGCCCCAAGAUCGACUUCAAGGCCGGCGUGGACCACUUCUGCCUCCACCCCGGCGGGACGGCGGUGAUCGAGGCGGUCAGGAAGAGCCUGGGGCUCACCGCCCACGACGUGGAGCCGGCCAGGAUGACGCUGCACCGGUGGGGGAACACGUCCGCGAGCAGCCUCUGGUACGUGCUCUCCUACAUGGAGGCGAAGCGGAGGCUCAAGCGCGGGGACAGGGUGCUCAUGGUCACCUUCGGCUCCGGCUUCAAGUGCAACAGCUGCUACUGGGAGGUGACCAGGGACCUCGCCGACGCCGGCGCGUGGGAGGACUGCAUCGACCAGUACCCGCCGGAGACGCUCGUCAACCCCUACAUGGACAAGUUCGGAUGGGUUAACGACGUCCAGGGACAGGGGAGCGGCUUCGUAUUUUAAAUGUCUAUUUUUUUGGAAGAAAAAAAUAUAACAACUCCAUUAUUUAAUUAUUAAUUAACGCCACCAAAUAUCAUUAAUCCGACCAAGUUUCAUCAACAAAACUUAAAAUUCCUGAAUUAUAAAAAUACUUCUUUCUUUUUUUGCGACGAGACGAGAGACAGGCGAAGGUGGGUAAAAAGAAAAUGGACAAGUGUACGUACGUACGUGUAUAUGAAAUACAAAUGGCGAUCGAGCGAGUUCUCUUCUGUCUGGUAGUAUACAGGUAUAGUAAGUAUACUUGUAAUUUGUAAAUGUAUAGUAGAGCGUGCAUGAAAGAAAAAAAAUAUAUACAAAGUGUGCUAAAGUUUUGUGAAGGAACAUUUGUGCUGAA
Zea mays is the source of this 3005-nucleotide messenger RNA. RefSeq lists its product as uncharacterized. Gene Ontology annotation, biological process: fatty acid biosynthetic process. Gene Ontology annotation, molecular function: acyltransferase activity, transferring groups other than amino-acyl groups. Lineage: Eukaryota; Viridiplantae; Streptophyta; Magnoliopsida; Poales; Poaceae. The record is from RefSeq and is a predicted model, not a curated record. The coding region runs from base 1241 to 2635 and encodes 464 amino acids. The transcript has a single exon. Gene Ontology annotation, cellular component: membrane.